This is a messenger RNA of Saccostrea cuccullata (small rock oyster), 755 nucleotides long. RefSeq lists its product as uncharacterized. The transcript is spliced from 4 exons. The record is from RefSeq and is a predicted model, not a curated record. Bases 127 to 672 code for a protein of 181 amino acids. NCBI's taxonomy places the organism in Eukaryota, Metazoa, Mollusca, Bivalvia, Ostreida, Ostreidae.
UCAAUAUGUUAACAUCUGAUUUUAAAUCAGCUGUCAUCACUCUAUAUUUGUCAUUGGGUACAUGUUAGCUUUUCAACUGAAAUACAAUUGAAGCUUUGAAUAACUUUGACAGGCUGCUGGUACAGUAUGUUUUUAUCAGUGUGUGCAUACAUCUUCGUGAGCAUUCUUUGUUUACAUUUUGUUUCUGAAGUGAAAUGUCGAGAAAUGUUUGAAUCGUCUUUGGGUUAUAUGGAUGUGACAGUAGUUAAAAACAAUCUUUGGGUUCCGAUAGUCACCGAAAACCUCGGAAUGUGCGCCAAGAAGUGUGCCUUCGUUUCCGACUGCAGAGCAUUUUCCUAUAAUCGGAUUUCCAAAGACUGUUGGGGACAUUCAGAGUUUUACACCACGGAGUCAGGAAAAUUGAUUCCUGAUCCUGGAACACAGUACUUCAACAGAAAAAUCUACGUCAAACCCACAACAAUUCAACCAACAACAGAGGCUAUCACAAAAAAAUCACCAAAAGGUCAGAAUGGUAACAAAAAAGCUGAUGUUUCAGACGCUACUGCUGUAUCUACAAUACAUGGCUCUACAUUGGGUCAAACUACUGCACCUAAGUCAGAUGACAUUACUUCAGAACCAACCAGUUCUCUGCUUCAAGGACAAUUUACUACAGAAACCAGCACUGCAUCAUAGGAGAAAAAAAAUUAACUCAAAAACAUGUAUUAUUGUACCUCUAGGAUACGAAAUUGGUGUUCGUGUAUUAUAAGAUAAAUGUU